AAUUGGUUAAAGGAAAAAAGGUGGCAGCACAAGAUAGGCAUGGCAGUCUGGUAGAUUAGUCUUAUAAACAGAGUCAAUUUGAGAACCCGAAUAAAAUAAACCCUACUCUCUCCUCUCUCCUCCACCUCUUUUAGCUGCCGCUCUCAAGGCUCAAGCUAUGAGAGCCGCCGAAGGAAAAACCAAGAAAACCAGGAGAGGACCGCAGCAUAGCCAAAGCCAAAGAAACAACCCAAGAACAGCAAUGCCGAUGUCGAAAGCUCCAAUCAUCGCAGUCGUUAUCAUAUUGGCGAGUCUCCUAUUAGACGCCGUGUGGGCACAAGAACCAUCUCCAACCAACGGAACGGCGGCAAAACGGAAGCUAUCUCUGGGAAGUAUGGCGCGGGAAUUUGUACUGGCCCACAACGUGGUCCGCGCCCACUACCAGGAACCGCCUUUCAAAUGGGACAGGGGCCUAGCCCGGUACGCGCGACGCUUCGCCUCGAAGCGCGUAGCUGAUUGCCUGAUGAUACACUCGUUUGGGCCGUACGGAGAGAACAUAUUCUGGGGUAUGCGGGAUCACUGGACUCCAACAGAUGUGGUGGAGUCAUGGGCGAAAGAGCACAAGUACUACAAUAAGGACACCAACCAGUGCACACAGGGCCAAAUGUGUGGCCACUACACCCAGAUUGUGUGGAGGGAUAGCGUUCGAUUGGGCUGCGCCCGUGUGAAUUGCCUCAAUGGAGGUAUGUACGCUAUCUGUUCCUACGAUCCUCCGGGCAAUUAUAUUAACGAGAACCCUUUUGACAGCAAAUGGAACUCCGAUUGGGACGACGAACCAGAGCCAGAUUCCUCCACCACUCCACCAACUUCAAUUGACCCUCCUUCCCCACCCUCACCACCUGCCGCUCAGCCCUCCCAAACUUAGUUGGACCCCCUCAUACCUUUAUACUUGCCUCCGCAGCUCACCAUUGUAUAUAUUACGCAUCUAUAUCAAUAAAUUUUAUUUAUUUAUUUUUUCAUGCACAUAUUAUUUUUAUUCGCUAUAUGUAAAGUUUAGGCAUGGCAUCACCACACAUUCCUUUAUCCAUGUCCAUAUUUUAAAAUUGUUUUCAUAAUACUUUUGCAAUUUUGAUAUAAUUUUUGUUCACCUGUAUGGGUCAAACUCCCGUUUGGGCAAUGUAGACUCUGUUUUGUAUCAUCCUAUGAAUGACACAUUGAUUCUGGAAACUUGAAGGAA
Vitis riparia (riverbank grape) is the source of this 1216-nucleotide messenger RNA. RefSeq names its product pathogenesis-related protein 1C. The transcript has a single exon. The record is from RefSeq and is a predicted model, not a curated record. NCBI's taxonomy places the organism in Eukaryota, Viridiplantae, Streptophyta, Magnoliopsida, Vitales, Vitaceae. Bases 158 to 904 code for a protein of 248 amino acids. Gene Ontology annotation, cellular component: extracellular region.